UAUUUACAUUGCUGCAACCAACUGAGCUAAGGAAAUUUCAGAUCUACAGUUCAUAUAAGUAUAGUUUUUUUACUUGAGGUUUGCAUAAUGAAAAUACCAUUCGCACUACUUGUGCUCGCUUUGGGCCUUAUAUUGAUACAAACAUCAUUUGCCAAACCAUCUGGUAAGAAAUCAGCCUCUUCUGAUUCAAAAUCAGACGAUGAAUCGGAUGCAGGUUCCUCGGAUGAAGAGGAUUCUUCAGACGAAGACUAUGAAAAUGAAGUAAAUCCAGCCAUGAGCUGUCUGCUGUUCGGCCAAGCAGGCUGUAAUACCGGAUGCGUAAUAUCAGGCGAAUUAUUCCACUUCAAAUCCAAUGGUUUCUGCGACUCGAACCAAGUCUGCAAUUGUCUCAACCAUAACGACGACUCAUUCCGCGAACUCUGGAAGAAAAUAUUCAAAUCGGAUUACGUUUAUCAUAAAAUCAACGAAGAUGACUCACUCUACAAUGAAGUUCGGGAUAUUAUAGUCGACCGUUCGUUUCUAACCAACGAAGAAUUCAAAGAGUUGCUCAAUCCAAUACUAAGUCCUUAUCAAUCUUCUAUACUCAAGACAAACGACAAGCAUCCUUCCGUUAAGUACACAAAGAAUGGAAAAUUUGAUCAAGAAGCUCUUCGGAAAUACGUCAACGAGAAACUCGAUACAACAUUGAAAUCGAAGUCGGGUGAAUCGUUGUUGAAUUCUAGGUACAAGGAGAAAUUCAGAAAGGCUUUGCAAAGUUCUGAAGAUAGCAAAGCUUCGUUGUAUAAUUACACGUUCAGAGUGAUGCAGCUGAAAAAUAAAAACUUGGAGAAUGUUUUGGAACAGUUUUUGAAGAAGAAAAAGAUAGAAAAACCCAAGGUAGAUAUUCCCAUCAAGACCAACGAUAUGAUUCAUACGAUGGUCAAUACUAUUGUGGUACAGGAGUUGAUAAAUCGAAUCGAAGAGAAAAAUAAGGGGAAAUCAUCCGCAGCUGGCAAAAAAUCACCUGCGACUCGCACCUCUGCGAAAAAAUCUCAAAUAUUUCAGUUUUGAACAUUUUAAUUUUAUGAGAAAGAAAAUGUGGGCUCUUUCUUAUCUGUCAAAUAGAUAAAAUUUUAUUUUG
Molecule: messenger RNA, 1120 nt
Organism: Planococcus citri (citrus mealybug)
Lineage: Eukaryota; Metazoa; Arthropoda; Insecta; Hemiptera; Pseudococcidae
Exons: 5
Coding region: 88-1050 (320 amino acids)
Source: RefSeq, a predicted model, not a curated record